CUUCACUGAUGGCACCACAAGACAGAGAUGGAUCCAAAGUUGCACUCACUUUGGCUUUCUUCUUUUUCUUCAUUGUUCUACUUCCUCAGUCAGGUGGAUCUGUGAUGUCUGAUAGAAGAAAUAGUUUGAUGAUGGGGUCAAAACCUCCAGCUUGUGGAAACAAGUGCAUGAAUUGUAGGCCUUGCACAGCAACUGUGGUGAUUCCUAAUCACAAGACCAAAGGUUUCAUGGCUUCCUCUCACCGCCAGGAUGAUACCUAUUACCUCCUUUCAUGGAAAUGCAGAUGUGGAGAUAAGUUCUUUCAGCCAUAAGAAUCAACCCUACAUCUUCCUUUAACCCUAUAUCUAUGUAUAUUAUUUUUCAAUCCAUAAUAUUACUAUAGACCC
Messenger RNA from Vigna umbellata (rice bean), 386 nucleotides. Its product is annotated as EPIDERMAL PATTERNING FACTOR-like protein. Gene Ontology annotation, biological process: guard cell differentiation; stomatal complex development. NCBI's taxonomy places the organism in Eukaryota, Viridiplantae, Streptophyta, Magnoliopsida, Fabales, Fabaceae. The record is from RefSeq and is a predicted model, not a curated record.